GUAGAUUAAGUUAUACAACAGGCCUAGUUAUGGCUAAGCUAUCUUUUUUUAUAUCUCUGUGUAGUGAGAGAGUGCACUCUGCUCCAUUUACCUGCAAAGUGAUGUUUACCCUCAUCUCCACCUCCAUGGAAACAUGACCAAAACCGUUCGAUAUCACCUAGCUCACACGCUUACCUGUCAUUCUGCAGCGAGGAGAAGUGCGACCUGCCAGCGCUGAACACUUGCUUACGCAGAUUUAAGUAGUAAUGGAGGCUCUUCUGCAGGGGCGAACAGAGAGGCUCUUCAUGGCUGCGGAAGAUUUCAUACUGUCUCUUUUGUGUACAUUUGGUGACUGGUACAACAGCUCGGGGCAGGCGGAGCGCCUCGGAAGACAGUUUGCCCUGACUAACACCUCUCGUACGGCAAUGGAGUUGUUUGUUCAAGAGUGGCAGGUUUUUCUCCCUCCUCUGCAUAUGAGGGUUUUCCAGAUCUGCCCCAUCCUAGGAUUUCUGGCUGUAUUUUUAACCACACCAAUCAUCCUGGCCCGGAUCCUUUCCCGAGCUCACUUGCGGCAGCAGACACGCUACCUUCUCCUGGCCAAUGCCUUGCUUAGUGACCUUCUCUUUGUGGCUCUCUACAUGCUAACUACCUGUUUGAAUGCAGCUACUGUGCUGAUGUCAGACUUGGCCUGUGCUGCCAUGCUGUUCCUAAUGGGCAUCUUUUACAGCGGUGGGAUCUUCAGUGCCACUGCCAUAGUACUGGACACUUCCUUGGCUAUUUUAGCACCAUUACGCUAUGCUAUGCUGUGGCCGAUCUCCAGAACCUAUGCAGCUAUCGUUACUAUCUGGGCCAUUUCUAUCUUCUUCCCCGCUGCAUCUGUGGGUCUCUUCCUGUGGUACCACACAAUGAGCCCCUGCGCCCAACACAUCUGCUCUCUGCCUCUGGUGCUAGUUCUAACUGUUAGCCACUCAAAGCCCCUCCAGGUGUGCAUGUUGCUAACUGUUACUGCUGUACUAAUCACCCUGCUGCUGGUGGUCUCUGGUUAUGUGGUGCUGUACUGUCAUACCAGCAAGUCCGGAGUGUGGAGAGGAGAGCAGUCAUCACGGGCUAAGGGAACGUUUCUUGUUCACUAUCUCCACCUGUUCCUGUCUGUGUGUCCCAUGCUGCUGCUGAUCAUUGAGUUGCUGCUGUACAGCUACAGCAGUGAACUACAUCCUAGUGUAGGCCUUUGGGUCUCGCUGGUGCUCUGCAACAUCCUGCUGGUUUUGCCCAAAGCCCUGGCACCCUACCUGUAUGGGCUCAGGUACAGGGACCUGCGUGGGGCUCUGCUGGAUUUCUUUAGGCUGAAUAGACCAAGGGCCAUCACACCUGUGAUGUGACUGCUAAAACAUUUCUAAAACAAUUUUUUAUGAAGAUUGUGUAAAGGAGUUCAUUUAAGUUUCCUUAGAUUUAACCUUCUAAAGAUUUCAGCUGCUGCUAAAAGUUGUAUUUUAUGCCUUUUAAUGCCUUUUAAUUUAAUACAUGAUUCUGGACAAAGUUAAACAUUAAUAUUAAACUGAUUAACAUUCUUAUCCUGGGAACAUGCACAUAUUUAUAAAAUGCUCCAUUUAACACCCUUAGUACUGUUUGACUUAUAUUAUAUGCAAUGGAUAUAAAGAUAUACGUCUACACGACGCUGUUAAAAUGGCAGGUUUUUAUGCUGGAAAAUAAAUGAAACCAAUAUCAGAAGUUUUCACGACUUUAUUGUAAAAAAUGUAAAGUGUACAAAUAAAACAAAAUAAAAAAUAACCCCAGCCUGAAACAGAUUUAGGGGGAGGCGAGACCUUCUGAUUUUAUUCCAUGACUCAUUCUUUUUGGGUAGGGGUCUUUUAGAAAGGCAUGGUGAUAAUCUAGAUCCAUUAAAUUGUAAGGGUAUCUCCUGUGCACAGCCUGCUUCAGUCAGCACACAGGUUUUUAGCUGGAUUCAGGUCUGGGCUCUGGCUAGAGUGUUCAGAAACAUGGAUCAAGUUGGAUAAGCCAUUCCUUUGUUGAUGUGGAUGUAUAUGCUUUAGUUUGUUGUCAUGCUGAAAAAUUCCUAAAUCUAAAAUUCCUAUUUAU
Hemibagrus wyckioides is the source of this 2076-nucleotide messenger RNA. Its product is annotated as probable G-protein coupled receptor 148. Bases 246 to 1358 code for a protein of 370 amino acids. Gene Ontology annotation, cellular component: membrane. Gene Ontology annotation, biological process: G protein-coupled receptor signaling pathway. Gene Ontology annotation, molecular function: G protein-coupled receptor activity. Lineage: Eukaryota; Metazoa; Chordata; Actinopteri; Siluriformes; Bagridae. The record is from RefSeq and is a predicted model, not a curated record. The transcript has a single exon.